CAGCCGUUAAACCGACCAAGCUCGAGCUCACCAGCGCGCGGUGCACAAAAGGCCCCGGAUGAUCGGUUGAGGUUAAAAAUGACAAGGAAUUUGUCUAUGGGAAUCUCGAACACAACACACCAGUUUUGCUGUCUCUAUCCAGAUAUUUAAGAAGAGGAGCAAGGGAUUCACUCGAUCAUCCUUCCUGAUCAGAGUGUGAGGAGGGAUUCACUCGGUCAUCUGACCGAAUGGCUCACCAGCGAGUUCACACCGGGGAUAGGCCGUUCACCUGCUCGGACUGUGGGAAAGGAUUCACUAAAUCACCUCACCUACAGAGACACCAGUCAGUUCACAAUGGGGAGCGGCCGUUCACCUGCUCGGACUGUGGGAAGGGAUUCACUGAAUCAUAUAACCUACUGAUACACUGGUCAGUUCACACUGGCGAGAUGGCGUUCACGUGCUCAGACUGCGGGAAGGGAUUCACUUGCUCAUCCCUACUGAAGGUGCAUCAGCGAGUUCACACUGGGGAGAGGCCGUUCACCUGCUCCGACUGUGGGAAGGGAUUCACUUCGUCCUCUGUUUUACAGAGACACCAGCGAGUUCACACUGGGGAGAGGCCGUUCACCUGCUCAGUGUGUUGGAAGGGAUUCACUCGAUCUUCCCACCUACAAGCACACUUGUCUGUUCACACUGGGGAGGGGCCGUUCACCUGCUCAGUGUGUGGGAAUAGAUUCACUUGCUCAUCCCACCUGAAGGUACAUCAGCGAGUUCACACCGGGGAGAGGCCGUUCAUCUGCUCAGACUGUGGGAAAGGAUUCACUCAAUCAUCCCAACUGAAGGUACAUCAGCGAGUUCACACUGGGGAGAGGCCGUUCAUCUGCUCAGACUGUGGGAAAGGAUUCACUCGAUCAUCCCAACUGAAGGUACAUCAGCAAGUUCACACUGGGGAGUGGCUGUUCAACUGCUCAAACUGCGGGAAGGGAUUCACUCAGUCAUCUGAACUGAAGGUACACCAGCGAGUUCACACUGGAGAGAGUCUGUUCACUUGCUCAGUGUGUGGGAAGGGAUUCACUUGGUCAUCCAACCUACUGACACAUCAGUCAGUUCACACUGGGGAGAGGCCGUUCACCUGCUCAGACUGUGGGACGGGAUUCACUUGCUCAUCCCACCUGAAGGUACAUCAGCGAGUUCACACUGGGGAGAGGCCAUUCACCUGCUCGGACUGUGGGAAGGGAUUCACCUGCUCAUCCCAACUGAAGGUACAUCAGCGAGUUCACACAGGGGAGAGGCCAUUUAUCUGCUCAGACUGUGGGAAGGGAUUCAGGCAGUCAUCUGAACUGAAGGUACAUCAGCGAGUUCACACUGGGGAGAGGCCAUUCAUCUGCUCAGACUGUGGGAAGGGAUUCAUUCAGUCAUCUGAACUGAAGGUACAUCAGCGAGUUCACACUGGAGAGAGGCUGUUCACCUGCUCAGACUGUGGGAAGGGAUUCACUUGCUCAUCCCAACUGAAGGUACACCAGCGAGUUCACACUGGAGAGAGGCCGUUCACCUGUGCAGACUGUGGGAAGGGAUUCACUUGCUCAUCCGCACUGAAGGUACAUCAGCGAUUUCACACUGGGGAGAGACCGUUCACCUGCUUGGACUGUGGAAAGGGAUUCACUCAGUCAUCUGCCCUAAUGGCACACCAGCGAGUUCACAGUGGCGAGCGGCCCUUCACCUGCUCAGACUGUGGGAAGGGAUUCACUCAGUUGUCUCAUCUACAGAGACACCAGCGUCUUCACACAGGGGAGAGGUCAUUCACCUGCUCAGUGUGUGGGAAGAGAUUCACUCGGUCAUCCAACCUACAGAAACACCAGCGAGUUCACACUGGGUAGAGGCUGAUCUCCUGCUCGGACUUUGGGAAGAGAUUCUCUCGGCCAUCGCCACCAAAUGUCCAUCAUUGAGUUCACACUGGGGAGAGGCCGUUCACCUGCUGUAAAUGUGUGAAGAGAUUCGCUCAGUUAUCUAACCAUAUGUAACUCUCGCUUCAGCUAGCAGCUUAAUAUAGGGGGUGAUAGCCCCCCAGCCCGGCCAAACUUAAGAAAUCUUGUUUGGGUGGAUGCUGCACGAUGUGUCCCCCGUUACAAAUCAGUACCCCGAAAUAACAAACGGUACAUAAUAUGCGAUUAAACGAUUGGGCUUUGUAGUUCUUACUUUGACUAUAGGAUUAGUAAAGAAAAAAUAAAGGAAAAGGGCCCACUCUCUCCAUUCAUGUCUUCUCAUCUCUUCCCAGCAAAAGACCGCAAAAAUCUCUCUUCCAGACUCACAAGAAAGAACAACAUUUCUCUCAUUGGAUAGCCCUGCACUUCAAAACCCUGUUGUCUGUAGUCG
Molecule: messenger RNA, 2349 nt
Organism: Mobula hypostoma (lesser devil ray)
Lineage: Eukaryota; Metazoa; Chordata; Chondrichthyes; Myliobatiformes; Myliobatidae
Product: zinc finger protein 585A-like
Exons: 2
Coding region: 228-1853 (541 amino acids)
Biological process (GO): regulation of transcription by RNA polymerase II
Cellular component (GO): nucleus
Molecular function (GO): RNA polymerase II transcription regulatory region sequence-specific DNA binding; DNA-binding transcription factor activity, RNA polymerase II-specific
Source: RefSeq, a predicted model, not a curated record